Paramecium sonneborni is the source of this 490-nucleotide messenger RNA. The record is from the annotation of a GenBank genome assembly. Lineage: Eukaryota; Ciliophora; Oligohymenophorea; Peniculida; Parameciidae.
AUGUUCAGAAAAUAUAGUUUCUCUGAAGAUAUUGUGGAUAACGAUUUCAGCAGAGAUUGGAAUUGGGAUCAUUUUAUAUAAGAUUCUAAUUCAAAAGUUAAUAAAAAAAGAACAUCGUAUUUUACUCAAGAAGAAGAUGAUCUAUUAUGUCAAUAGGUUGCAUCAAUAGGGAGAAAAUGGAAGAAAAUAGCUUCUAAAUUUUCAAAUAAAUCAGAUAGAAUGUUAAGAAAUAGAUUUAUCAAAUUACAACAAUAAUCAGAUACAAGUAUUUUCUAAUCUUAUUCAUUAAGCUGAUGCCAUUUCAUCCCCUAAAUUAGAAUUAAGCAGUCAUGAAGAAAAAAUAUAAAAAAAAUGCAAAAUUAAUGAACAAUAAUUAUUAAUCUAAGUAAAAUAGUUAAAGUCAAUAAAACAAAAAAUUGAUCUUAUUUCUAUUCUCGUAUCACAAACUAAAAUAGAAUUGAUAAAUUUAUUAAUUUCUCCUACUUAAUGA